Siniperca chuatsi (mandarin fish) is the source of this 1400-nucleotide messenger RNA. It is a transcript of the gene ccdc169, whose product is annotated as coiled-coil domain containing 169. The transcript is spliced from 8 exons. The coding region runs from base 366 to 1097 and encodes 243 amino acids. Lineage: Eukaryota; Metazoa; Chordata; Actinopteri; Centrarchiformes; Sinipercidae. The record is from RefSeq and is a predicted model, not a curated record.
UUCCAACUGCAUGGUGUUUUUCAGUUGUAAUUAGAUACUCUGCAAGAUAAAUCAACCGGCAUUCAUAGGCCAUUAAUGUUGAAUUAAGAGAUUGGAAUAAAGGAAGCCAAUUUUCAGGCCUAAUUAAGCGCGAAAUGAGCUUCAUAAAAUGGCUGUUUGCAAAAUUACUGUAUGUAAAGAAUAUGUAAUUUACUAGUUAUUUAUUCGUGUAUUGUCAUAUCAAACCGAGGAGGAGGUUUUAUUUUCAAACCUCCCUCCAAUCUGCGCCAUAACGUCCGGGGCCGCGUGAAAAACCCGGAAGCUGCGGUCUCCAUGGAAACCCUGAGGCACAAACUUUUCUUUAGUUUGAUGUCAGUUCUUCAAACAUGACUGGAAAUAGCGACUACAGCAAGUCCGAUUUGACACGCCUUCAGGCAGAACUUGAGCAAGAGAGGGAAAUGAAAGAAAUGCUUGAAGAGUCAGUAUCUGAUCUGCGGAGUACCAUGUGUGAACUGCAAGAUAGACUGCACAGUGUUGAUGGGGAAGGAAAUGAGUGGAAGACGAGGUAUGAGACACAGAUAGAGCUGAAUGGACAGUUGGAAAGACAGAUGUCACUCAUUCACGAGAGACUGGAGGACCUACGAGGAAACCCCAUGGAUCGAUUGGCCUCCAUUCGAUCUUAUGAUGACAUGACAGUAGAAACACUGAGACAGCGCCUGAAGCUCCUGACUGAGGAGAAGUCUGACCUCCAGAGUCAGCUGAUGGACUGUCAUCUCAGAAUUGAACAGGAAGGAAAGGCAUUUCAUAAAACCAAUGAUGAGAGGCGGGCAUACCUUUCAGAAAUUGCUAAGCUGUCCUCCGCCCUUGAAGCCCAAAGAAGACAGUACACCACCCAGCCACGGAGGGCACCAGAGAGCAAACACAGGAGAGAGAAGCAGACCAGCAGGAAGGCAGAGGCUGAUUCUAAGAAAGGAAAAGAGAGAGAAGAAGAUGGAGGAGGAGUAUGUGUGAAAGGAGGAGGUGGUGGUGGUGGAGCAACAGCAGAGAGGAGAGAGGAGAAGAAAUCCCAAAGGGGAAGGUUACCCACCUUAAAGUACUACCUGAAACACAACCCCUAACCCAAACCUGGUGUUAUAGCGAUUUUUUUAAAAGAGGUAAUGUUGCUCUCUUCUGUGCAUGCUAGAAUGAUUGCAGUAGAAAAUUGCCAUAUACUUAUAUUUUCAGUGCAAGAAUGUAUGUCCUUCAGCUUCCUGUGGCUUUGUUCACAUUUCUCAAAGGCUGAUUGUGAGGAAACAAUGCAGUUCCUGUGUAGGUUUUCUACCCAUGUGCCACUGUCAGUAUUGUAAUUCAGUGUUUAUUUUAGAGUCAAUGGCAAAUACAGUGUUACACUGAUGUCAUGGUAUAAAAUGUUGCAUUUAUAA